Messenger RNA from Vollenhovia emeryi, 2416 nucleotides. RefSeq lists its product as uncharacterized. The transcript is spliced from 2 exons. The record is from RefSeq and is a predicted model, not a curated record. Bases 797 to 2203 code for a protein of 468 amino acids. Lineage: Eukaryota; Metazoa; Arthropoda; Insecta; Hymenoptera; Formicidae.
AGCGACAGUGCGACUGCGACAGUGCGAUUCGGGAGAGAGGAGAGUGCGAAACGGAGGAGAGAACCGUUCGCAGUCAAGAGAGUAACGGUCAAGGCACGGGUGGAUGGACGAAGAUCAUCGGGAAGGCCCGUGGACCCUGCGACAGCCAGCCGGCCGUUGCGAGAGGGCGGUCGAGAGGACGGUGGAGAGUGCCCGCAGAUCCUGCGCUAUCCAGCCUACGAGCGCGGGAGGCUGAGCGACCAUCGUCCACUACACAACGACGGUGGGACGGGGGGACCCUGCCCAGGCGAUCUCGCCUUUGCCAGGCUUCUGCCCGGGAGAUAGAACGGAUUCAGCCACCGGGAGAAGGCGAGCGCCCUGCGACUCGUUCGACGGUGCGGAUCCGACCGGCGCGCCGAGAGGCGCAGUUGCGAGCGAGCACGAGCGAGCGAAUAUCGGGAAGGACAAAGCGCGUUUACGCACUUAUUGUGAAACCUGAGACAGUGUGUAGGAGAGCGAUUGCGAGGGAGACACUGUGGGUCGUCCCAGAGAGAGUUUGUAUGCGGCGUGAGCCCAGCGAGUGAGGAAUCCUGCUUGGACUGAGUGGUGGUACGAGUUUCUGGAUCGAUUGCCGUUCGGGGCUCGUCGACAACCAUAAGUACUCAGUUUGUGCCUGCGUUGCGGACUUAAGCGAUUCAGUUGUGUGACGGGCACGUGUCCGGAUGCCGUCUGUACCACCGUGAAAGAUUGUCGCGUUGUGAGCUAUCCGCUGAUCCUGUUCGGUAAAGUUAAUUGACGGUCUCGAAUUAUUAUUGUCAUGGCGCCUCCUACGUUGAAAAAAUGGGUCGCGUUACAGAGCGUGCGUUUAGAGGAGAUGCGUCUAAUACGGGAAAGCUUUCGCGGUGGAGAUAGUGCUACUUUGAGCAAAGCGGUUAUCCGGUCGCAACUAGAACGCCUGAAUGAGAUAUGGGAGGACGUGUGUAAGACACACGCGGAAAUUUCGGCCAAAGAAGGGGCGGAAACGGAUCCGUAUAUGGUGGACGAUGUGUUCGCUACGUUGCAUGCCACUUACGAGGACGUGCGCGAUUUAUUGGUGACUUCGCGUGUGCCGUUCGAGGCUAGGGAGGAAUUGGUUUCUAGUAUUCGCCGUGCGGACGUCGAGCCAUCCGAGCCGGAGGCGGAUGCGUCCGUGGCGCGUCUACCGCGAAUGCCGUUACCCACGUUUUCGGGGAAAUACGAGGAUUGGGAGAGCUUUUGCGACCUCUUUACCGCUCUGGUACACGAGGUGCCCAAGUUCGCGGACGUGACUAAGUUGCAAUUUCUGAAAUCGUGCCUGAAGGGUCCGGCUGCCGAGUUAAUCAAAGAUGUCAAAACCACUAACGCGAACUAUGUCAGUACAUGGUCAACGCUGAAGGCGAGAUAUCACCCACGUCUCAUUCUUGCGAAAUAUCUUACGUCUUUGUUACAACUCCAACACUUAAAGAAGGAGUCGGCUGUAGGCUUGCGUGCGUUUACCGACGAUGCGACGCGUAUUGUUCGCGCUCUCACGAAUAUGAAAUUACCGGUAGCGCACUGGGAUCAGUGGCUUGUCCACAUUCUCGCUGAGAGAUUGGAUCCGGAGUCUCGGAGACUCUGGGAGGCUGAGCUCAGCGCGAAAGACCGGAAGGCUGCGUUAAGCAUGGGAUCGGCAGAUUUUGAGCUGUUGAAAUACUUGCCUACCUUUGCAGACAUAAUCGAUUUCCUGGAAAGGCGUGCGCAGACGCUCAACAUGUUGAGCUCGGAAUCUCUAACGAAUAAUAAGGGGGAGAAAAGAACGGCUCACGAUAGUAAGCCCGUUAAUAAAACCCGGAAGGUCUUUCACGCUAGCACUUCCUCCUCGACAUCGGAUAAGGCGAAAUGUAUUGCUUGUUCGGGGGCUCAUCCCCUGAUAAAAUGCGUUAGUUUUAAAGCGAAGUCUGCGAGUGACCGACGUGACUGUGUGCAACGUUCGGGCGCUUGCUAUAACUGCUUAGGAAAGCAUAGAGUGCGCGAUUGCCAAUCGAAUAAGCGUUGUGGCGUCCCCGGUUGUCAGAGGAAGCACCACACCCUUUUGCAUCCGAAAGCGGCUACCGUGCAGGCCGCUGAGAGUCGCGCUCCCCCGACUGAGAAGUCUGAGGGGGCCGACGCCGAAACAAAGCCACCUUCUUUUUAUAAUUUUUUAUCGUUGCGAACAGAAUUUUGUUAGCAUUUGCGUUCAAUUAAAAGAGAUUUGAUUUAAUCAGCUACUAGCGCUUUUAUAUUAGAAUCAAAACUUGAUUUGGAUUUUUAGGACAAUUAAACACAGCUAUAUGAAAUCAAACGUAUUAUGUCUAAGGUGCGGUAUAAAAAUCAUAAACACAAAUAGUGAGAUGUACAAUAGUUUUAUGAAGGACUCACCUUGGUCACAAGGAAAAAUUUC